Messenger RNA from Rotaria sordida, 2729 nucleotides. Lineage: Eukaryota; Metazoa; Rotifera; Eurotatoria; Philodinida; Philodinidae. The record is from the annotation of a GenBank genome assembly.
AUGUCCGCUGCAAUAUCGGUACGUAUACCAGCUGGCAAAUUAGGUACAGUUCGUGUUGAUCGAACAGUCGAUGUUUAUCCAGUUUCAAUAAUAAAUAAUGAAAAUAUAUCGAAUGUAAAAUUAUAUAUUCCAAAAUUAAAACUACAACGUCAAUUAACAGCAACAGCAACACCAUUGUCUAAUACAAAUUCUGAAGAAGCACAUAAUUAUAAUCCAAUAAUAAAAUCAAAUAAUCAGAAGUCUUCUAAUGAUGAAGAUAUAUCUGAUAUAGCUAUUAUUUAUUCAGUUGUUCGACGUUCAUCAAUUCGUCGAACAUCAUCACCAAGAUUAUCUGUUUUACCAUUAUCAACAGAUUUUAAUAUUACUCAACCAUAUAUAGCUAAAAGCUAUACAUUAGAACCACCAUCAAUACCUAUCGUAUCUCAUGUAUCCAAACAAUCACAAAUAAAAGCCUUAUCAUCAACACUUUCGAGUGCUACUUUUCUUUCAAUAUCUACAUCAUCAUCAACAAAAGUAAGUUCAUCAACUCAUAUUCAAACAUCAGCAUCAUUUACAAAAAGUGAUCGAUCAUCAAUACCAUCAAUUGCUAUAAAACCUCGACCAUAUUCAUUUCGAAAUACAGGACGUAGUGCUCUUGAACGACAAAUAUCAAAUAUAACAGAACGUGUAACACAAUUACAAGAAACAUUUUUUUCUCGUCGAUCAAAUACAUCUAAUAAUGGACGAAAUCGUUCAUUAUCAAAUUGUCAUUCAACAAUAAUUAGUACAAAUACGAAUGAAUCUAAUACAUCAAAUAGACGUUUAAUUAGACCAAGACCGAGAUCAGAAGCUUAUGAUGAUCAUCAUCGUGUUUGUGCAGCUGGUUCAUAUGCUCAAUUAACUCUUCUUGGACAACCAAAAGUAAAUUCAAUAUCACAAACACAAAAAACAAUUCCAGUUGAUUAUCAAAAUGGUCGAGUACAAUAUCGAACACAAACAUCAAAUCCUGAACGACCACAUAGUACGAUUAGUUCAAAUUCAUUUCAAACAGUAUUUGAUACAAAAAAAGCACGAGAUAAUUAUGAAAAACUUCUUAAACAAUUAGAAAUUUCAAAAAAAGAAUUUGAUCGUCAACGAUCAAAAGGUCUUAAUCAUAAUCCAGCAAGAAUUUCACAACUUGAAUAUCAAAUAAAACAAUAUGAACAACAAUUAAAUAAAUUAAAAUCUUAUUUAGAUUCCAUUGACAUAUCUACUGAUCCAUCAUCAAAUAUACAUGAUGAUAAUCGACCACAUACAUUCAUUGAAUCAUCUACAAAUCGAUUAAGCACACAAUCUCAUGGUAGUAGUGGUCACAAGAAACAGAAUUCAUUACCUGAAUCAACAGUAUUACAAGUUAUGACAGGAAUUUCACCCUCAAUUUCUGUCAGUUCACCAUUACACCAUAUUAAACGUAAAUUUCAAAGUGGAAAAACUGAGACAUAUGAUCUUGUAAAGAAUUGGGAUUCAUUGAAUACUAUUCCAACAGAUGAAGCAUUUAAACGUCGUGAAUCAUAUGAAAAUUAUGAUGAUAAUGCUCAUACACUAACAUCAAAUGUUCAAUCAAUAUCAUCAUUUGAUGAUAUUCAACAAUCAAUACAUACAUCGAAUUGGAUACCAUUAACUAUUUUUCUUAAUUUUCUACUUACUGAUACAAACAGUGAUCCAAGUCAUUUAUUAUUUUAUAUAUUAACUGAAGAUUUACGUAUAAGAAAAUCUGAUAAUCGUAAUGAAUUAAUUCGAUGGAUAUUUGAAAUUCAUUCAACAUUUACAAUGAAUGGUAGUCCUUUAUAUAUUGGCCUUCCUCAAUCACAAACAGACGCUAUAAAUCGAUGGUUAGAUAUUCAUCAACAAGAAACAACUGAAGAUAUAAAAAAUAUUUUUAAUGAUGCAAAAGAUUAUGCAAAAUCAAUAAUCAUCGAUCGACAAAUAGUAGAUUUUAAUCAUAAACGAUCUAUUAAUAUAAAUAAUGAUUUAUAUUUAAAACAAAAUCAUUUUAUUGAAGAAACUUUACGAUCAAUAUUUGAAUAUCAUUAUAAAUCAUCAUAUAUUGAUGAUUGGAAUAGUAUAAAAAAUGCUCGAAGCCUUGCAUUAAUAUGUGCAUUAGCAACAUAUUUAAAACGUUGUGAUAUUAAAAAAUGUGGAAACAUUCCAUUAGAAAAAAUUCCGAAAUUUCUUGAUAAAGAACAAAAACGUUUAUUAGCAAAAUUACAACGAACAACACCUAUGAAAAAAAUUAAAGAUCAUCAAUUAAAUGAACAUCAGUUUUUAAAUGAAACAUUAUGUCAAGUUUGUUUUAAACCAUUAUGGGGAAUAAAUUAUCAAGGAUAUUUAUGUGGAUAUUGUCAACAAGCAUAUCAUCGUGAAUGUGCAGUAAAUAGUGAAAAAUGUUCAAAAGAUCGAGCCAAACUUCGAAAAUUUUCAAAUAAUCGAAAUCCAUCAAGUCCAUCGAGAACUACAAGUAUGAUUGAAGGACGAGAAGGAAGUGUUCCGAAUGAUACAUCUGAAAUGAUACCCGGUUCAAAUGAAGGAAUUGAUCCAACAGAUGGAAAUGUAUCGACUGCUGAACAGAACAAAAUUGCAACAGUCGGUCGAUGUUCGAGUGAUCGUCGAGCAGCACCAGAUCGACCAGCUGCACCGAAAAAUCGUUCAAGCAGUGAAAGCAACAAUAGUGAUGAGGGUAAUCCACAAAUGGGUGGAAAUACAAUUGAUGA